AUGGAGCGACUUGUGGAUCAAAUUCAACAUCACUUGAAUGAAUCUGCCGAUGAGCCUUUGAUUGUUGUUUUCCAGCAUAUGAAACCUCAAAAAUAUCGAGGUGAUUACUCAGUGCGUAGCUGUUGGUAUCAGACAAAGAUAUGGAUAAAUUCUACGUUGCCGCAGUCUAUUGAAUUUAAAUCCAGUUCUCAGCAAAGUUACUCUGUUAGAGAUGAGUUAGACAAAGGAAUUGCACUGUUUAAAACUAUUAGGGAUUUAGUUCAGUGCAUGCAAGAAUCCAGCUAUUGGAUUGCGGCAAAAUUGGUUAAUUUGGAACUUGACCGGGGAUGGUCAUACUUGGCAUGCAACAAGUGUAGUCGAAAGGUGGAAAAAGUUGGAAAUAGAUACUUUUGCGCCAAAUGCAAUGAAGAAGAAUCUUCUGUUACUCACAGGUAUAGGCUUCAAGUUCGUGUUAUGGAUGGAACCGCUUUUAUCUCAUUGUUUCUUUGGAAUCGCGAAGCUAUGCAACUUAUAGGAAAGUCCGCAAAAGAACAUAAGGAAAGAUUAUUUGAGACUUCACUUGCGGAUGCUGACUGUUCUUAUCCAAGUGAAAUGGACGAUAUUCUUUAUAAAAAAUUCAUGUUUAAGGUUAUUGUUAAGCAAGAGAAUAUUGAGUCACAGGUCGAAGUCUACAAAGUUCUUAAGUUUACUGAUGAUGAUGACCUUCUAAAGGAAUACGGCCAUACUUUAUUCGAAGACAAUAUGAAUGAUCUUAUGGCCGAAAGUCAGCUGAAGUCUGUUUUGCAAACUCCAAUAGAGAAAAGCGUAUCAGAAAGUGGAUCGUCGGUGUUAGAUGAUGGAGAUGCUUGCAAUGCAAAAAUAUCCCCUUUGAAGACAUAUGACAAGAAGACUAGAUCCGCUAAUAAGGCAUCAGCAGUAGGAGCAGAUGAUGACUUCAAUUCUCAACUGUCUAGCAACAAGGUUCACAGAGUCGUAAAGAAAGAAAAGAAUCUCUGA
Messenger RNA from Nicotiana attenuata, 996 nucleotides. RefSeq names its product replication protein A 70 kDa DNA-binding subunit A-like. Gene Ontology annotation, cellular component: nucleus. The record is from RefSeq and is a predicted model, not a curated record. Gene Ontology annotation, biological process: DNA repair; DNA replication; DNA recombination. The coding region runs from base 1 to 996 and encodes 331 amino acids. Gene Ontology annotation, molecular function: DNA binding. NCBI's taxonomy places the organism in Eukaryota, Viridiplantae, Streptophyta, Magnoliopsida, Solanales, Solanaceae. The transcript has 7 exons.